AUGAACGAUCAAACCAUUCAAAUCCAAAUGCUCGCUGAAAAAUUCCACCGCUUCGUUCUUGACUGCGAUCUGAAGCCACCGUCAACCGCUAACUGCUCAGAUAAUAUAUCAAAGCAAGUGAACGAGAACUCUGAUUCCAUGGAUGAAAACAGUUUGUCUAACGGAGUACAUGAAGUUUCUACGGAUCAGGGUCAUACGCUUCCGAUAUUGAAGAAAAUAUUUGAUCUGAGUACCAAAAUUCAGGAUUUGAAGCAGCAGCAUGUAACCUUAAGUGAUCAAGUGAAACUUACAACUGAAUCCUUUCCGGGCCUUGAUGUUUUGAAGUCUGUUGAGCUUCUUGGUGCUGAAUAUGAACUCUUGAAAAGAAAGUACCUUGAAGAGUCCUCUGAGCGUAGGCGGCUUUACAAUGAAGUGGUUGAACUCAAGGGAAACAUCAGAGUUUUCUGCAGAUGCAGACCAUUAAAUGAGAGUGAAAUUGCAAACGGGUCUGUAUCUGUUGUCAAUUUUGAGUCUUCUUCUGAUAAUGAGCUUCAAGUCAUUGGCUCAGAUUCUUCCAAGAAGCAAUUUAAAUUUGAUCACGUAUUUAGGCCCGAAGAUAACCAAGAGGCGGUUUUUUCACAAACUAAGCCUAUUGUUACAUCAGUAUUGGAUGGCUUUAAUGUCUGCAUAUUUGCCUAUGGGCAAACUGGAACUGGUAAAACAUUUACAAUGGAGGGAACACCAGAACACAGGGGAGUUAACUACAGAACCUUGGAGGAAUUGUUUCGGAUAACUGAGGAGAGACAUGGAGUAAUGAAGUAUGAAUUGCGAGUUAGCAUGUUGGAGGUUUACAAUGAGAAGAUAAGAGAUCUCUUGGUUGAAAAUUCUACCCAACCUACUAAGAAAUUGGAGAUAAAGCAAACGGCAGAAGGAACCCAAGAAGUCCCAGGACUUGUUGAAGCUCGUGUUUAUGGAACUGAAGAUGUGUGGGAAAUGCUUAAGACUGGAAACCGAGUAAGAUCUGUUGGAUCCACCUGUGCUAAUGAGCUUAGCAGCCGUUCUCAUUGCUUGUUGCGAGUAACCGUUAUGGGGGAGAAUUUAAUCAAUGGUCUGAAAACUAAGAGUCAUCUUUGGCUUGUAGACUUGGCUGGAAGUGAGCGAGUGGGAAAAACUGAAGCUGAAGGAGAAAGACUGAAGGAAUCUCAAUUCAUAAAUAAGUCUCUUUCAGCACUCGGUGAUGUUAUUUCUGCCCUUGCUUCCAAAUCAGCCCAUGUCCCUUACAGGAACUCGAAACUCACUCAUUUACUGCAGAGCUCUUUGGGAGGAGAUUGCAAAACGUUAAUGUUUGUCCAGGUUAGUCCAAGCGCAGCAGACUUGGGAGAGACACUUUGUUCCCUGAAUUUUGCCACCCGUGUCCGCGGAAUCGAGAGUGGCCCAGCUCGCAAGCAAGUAGAACUCACCGAGCUGUUUAAGUACAAGCAAAUGGCAGAAAAGCUCAAACAUGACGAGAAGGAAACUAAGAAAUUACAGGAUAACUUGCAAACCUUGCAACUCAGACUCGCUGCAAGAGAACACCAUUGUAGAAACCUUCAGGAAAAGGUCCGGGACCUUGAGAACCAGAUAGCAGAAGAAAGAAAAACCAGACUAAAACAAGAAAGCAGAUCAAUUGCUGCUGUUUCAGCUCAACCUUCAUCAUCAAAACACACAGCAGCUCAUAAGAAGCCACCACUGAAUCCAACGAAACUGAGACUCCCACUGAGAAGAAUAACUAAUUUCUUGCCUCCACCAUCUUCUCUAACAUCAAAGAGAUAUACCACUUCCAUGAAUGGAAAGGAAAACUCUGCCAGAAGGACCUCAAUGACAACAAUUACAGAAGGCUUUGCAAAACCAAGAAGCAGGGUAUCCAUAGCCAUGAGACCACCUGCACAAUCAACAACACAGCUCCUUCAGCCAAGGAGGAGGGUCUCCAUUGCUACUCUCCGUCCUGACACAAUUUCUGACCUGACAACUCCACUCCGUACCUCAGCCUCUCGAAUUACCGGUCGGCAAUCACCUCAAUCACUAAUAAGGAGCCAAAGGAAAUCUCGGUAUUCAAGUUUGUUCGCACCAUUGCCAGAGUUGAGAACAUCAAUUGAGACAACACCAAUGUCUGUCAGGAGCAGCAGCAAGUUUAUGGGAAGUCCAGUAGCGGCACAGGCAGAUUCGCGAGUGGGGGGUAGGCAUCCAACAGUUCUUGCACUACAACGGAAACCUUUAGUAUGGAGUCCUCUCAAGCUCAGAGCCUUGAGAACUAAUCGAAAGUCAUCAUCAUUCUUGCCAUCUCGGCCUAACUCCGAAAUGCAAUAA
Molecule: messenger RNA, 2325 nt
Organism: Gastrolobium bilobum
Lineage: Eukaryota; Viridiplantae; Streptophyta; Magnoliopsida; Fabales; Fabaceae
Product: kinesin-like protein KIN-14S
Exons: 13
Coding region: 1-2325 (774 amino acids)
Biological process (GO): microtubule-based movement
Molecular function (GO): microtubule motor activity; microtubule binding; ATP binding
Source: RefSeq, a predicted model, not a curated record